Plasmodium cynomolgi strain B is the source of this 1995-nucleotide messenger RNA. RefSeq lists its product as hypothetical. Lineage: Eukaryota; Apicomplexa; Aconoidasida; Haemosporida; Plasmodiidae. The coding region runs from base 1 to 1995 and encodes 664 amino acids. The record is from RefSeq and is a predicted model, not a curated record. Gene Ontology annotation, biological process: cytosolic ribosome assembly; ribosome biogenesis. The transcript is spliced from 4 exons.
AUGGGGGCACUCUUUCAGCCGAUAAACCAAGUGAAGUUCACAAAUGUUGCUAUAGUGAAGUAUAAACACAAGGGGAAAAAGUUCGAAAUUGCUUGUUACAAGAACAAGAUAAUCGACUGGAGGAAUGGAACCGAACUCAACAUAGACGACGUGCUGCAGUCACACUUAAUUUUUACCAACGUGUCGAAGGGAGAAAUAGCCAAAAAGUCGGAACUGAAUUCUUGCUUCAACUCGGACAACAACUAUGAAAUAUGCAAAACGAUUUUAGAGAAAGGCACCCUACAAAUAAGCAACAAAGAGAGGUCAAUUAUGAAGGAGAAAAUUUACAAAGACAUGAUUGAGAUUCUGCAUGAAAUGAGUGUGAACCCCCAAACGGGUUAUCCCCUCUCAACGAACAUGAUAGAAAGCAUGGUAAAAAAUAUUGGCUACAGCAUAAACAUAGACGACAGCGCAAAGAAGCAGGCGCUAAAAGUUUUUGACAUUUUAAGUAAAGAAUAUGAUGAUGUCAUUCAACGGGCAUUCAUGCGAAUCCAAAUCAUCUGUGAUGAUUAUAUAAAAGAUGACGUAAUAAAAUUUCUUAAUAGCAAUAAUGUCAUAAUAGAAGAAGAAAAAUUAACCAACAACGUUAAGAGAGAGGACAAUGUAGAUGUUGAAAGUAGUCAUGUGCAUGAUGAAUUUGUCCACUUACCUAAAAAUGAGAAAGGAGAAAAUGGCACGUGUGCAAUUAACACAGGGGAAAAUGAAAACGACGCUGUCAGCGAACCAGCGAAGGAAGAAUUUGGAGAAAAUGCAAAAGUGGUGGGCGAUUCAGUUGCUGCGGAUAGUGCGGGCAACAGCGCCAGGGGGGAAGGUGAAGAGGAGGAGAAGGAGGAGAAGUAUAGCCACGAAAACGUUGGUGAUCAGAAUGCAAGCAAUAGAGAAGACUGUAACAACGAUGAAGGUAGCACCCACCUGAGCAGCGAUCACAAAGAUGCUCCUGUAGAAGACAGUUCCCCACCCAAGUCGAAUAAAGAGGCACAGGAGAACGACGCGGAAGAUGAGACGAGUCACGAAAUUAGCCAAAAUUACACGAAUGAAAUGGAAAAAAGUGAAAGUAUUUCCAAAAAAGAAAUAAACGACCCGUUACACAGCACUUCGAACGAGGAAGAAAAAAAACACACAACAGGUGAAAUCUGCCAACAGAAGGAUGAAAAGGCAGAAAUCGAUCCUAACAGCGAUGACGUUAAAGUAAAAACGAAACCAAAAAAGAAUAAACAUGAAAAAGAAAGGAAGGAAAGAAAUCCGGAAAUGCAUAAAAUUGUAUUUUUAUGCUACCCGUGUGUGUAUAGAUGUGUGGAUGCUUUUACCAAAAAAUAUAAGAAGAGCUGUUCCAGCAAAAUUUUGAAUAAUAACGUUAAGAUAGCCACCUCGAAUAAGAAGAAGAGGAGCAAUGUGGAAAAUUCAGUGACUGGUGCGAAGGUGGAUGCGAAUGACGCAAUGGGGAGGACUGCUAAAGGCAAGGACGACCGCCAAAUGGGAGGCGACAACCUAAACGGUGGUACAAGCAGCAAGGGCAAUCGUAGAAGAGGAAACGCCAAAGGCAACAGUCGCAGGGAGGAAGAAGCCAAUCACGACGCUGCAAAUGCGAAGAACGAGGGGGACGUACGCAGUGACCACCCCCGCCAGGUCAACAAGAACACUAACAGGAACGAUAAAAACAAAGUUAUCGACGACAACGGCAACCACAACAGCUGCAAUAGCAGCAAACGCGAAGACGCUCCAGACGCCGCACAACAGAAAAGCAGGGAAGAACUAAGUGACAAGCCAAACAGCGAAAAUGUAAUCAUGUGCACAAGUUGCUUGACGAAAAUUGAAAAAAGCAACUACAAGCUGCACUGCAGAAGUGACUUUCAUGUGUAUAAUGUUAAGAGGAAGUAUAAAAAGCUCUCCCCCAUCACGCUGGAGGAAUACGUCGAAAUCGACUUUGACGUGGCGCACUUUCAUGUUGAUAUGUGA